Molecule: messenger RNA, 324 nt
Organism: Pongo pygmaeus (Bornean orangutan)
Lineage: Eukaryota; Metazoa; Chordata; Mammalia; Primates; Hominidae
Product: X antigen family member 3-like
Exons: 5
Source: RefSeq, a predicted model, not a curated record
UGGCGAGGAAGAUCAACAUGUAGGCCUAGACCAAGACGAAGUUUACAACCUCCUGAGCUGAUUGGGAGUACGCUGGAGCCCAGUGAUGAGGAGCCUCGAGAGGAAACACCAACUGAAAGCUGGGAUCCUACACCUGGUCAGAAGAGGGAAGAUCAGGGUGCAGCUGAUAUUCAAGUACCUGACCUGGAAGCUGAUCUCCAGGAGCUGUCUCAGUCAAAGACUGGGGAUGAAUGUGGAGUUGGCCCUGGUGUCCAGGGGAAGAUUCUGACAAAAUCAGAGCAAUUUAAAAUGCCAGAAGGAGGGGAAGGGCAACCACAGCUUUAA